AUGCCAGCAUCUGCCGUUACACCCUCUCAUUGCUGCACCCUCCGCUCUGCUGACUGUUUGUGUGCCAUCAAAGUGUGUCGUGCCACAUGUCUCACCCUCACGGCUGCCUGUCACCAUGCCCGCUCUGCCCCUCCUCUGCCUGUGACCGUGCCGGACUUGCAGCAAGGCGCGAUUCAACUUCCUCUCAGGCCCGCUGCCCUCCGCGCUGGUUUCGCUGCCCACACUCUCCAACCUAUACUGCCGCUAUCCGUACUCAUCUCCCAUUCCCUCGAUCUGGCCUACAACUACCUCACCGGCACCGUGCCGGUCACGGUGGGCGCGGCGCUCAAGUCACUCUACAUAGGGGGCAACUUCCGGUCGGGCAGCAUCGGCACGCUCACGGGCGUGACGUGCUCCGCGGCACUCAAAUGCCUCACCUCGCAGGGCAGCUGCACAACCGGCGGCGUUCUCAACCGCGCCGGCUGCAACAUCUGCGGCAGCGCCAACACGCAGCGCACUCUGUUCAGCAACGGGCUGUGCGUGCCCAACGCCACGGCGGCGGUGGCGAGUAGCGAGACGCCCACGUUGUCCACGCCCAUGAUGCCCAUGUACUGCACCGGUGUCACCAUCAACGCUGCUGCAGUGACGGUGCUGGGCAACAUAAAGACGGCUGCGUUCACGGCACUGCUCAAACCCACGGCAGUGCUCAAACCCAAGGCGACGGUGGGCAGCGGCAGUCCCGUCAACCUGUCAGCACCCUCGCUCCCUCACCCUCUGCUGCUCUCUCUGCUUCCUGUUGCAUCAUCUGCUUGGAUGGGCGCAUCGUCUGUCUCGCUGAAGCUGGAGAACCAGAAGCUCACCAGCUCUCUGCACGCUGACAUCAGCAAGCUCUUUACGCUCACCACGCUGGAUGUGAGCUUCAACUUCUUCCGAGCCAACAUCGACACCUGGGCCUCGCCCCUCAAGCUCGCCACCAACCUGCUCUCGCUUCGCCUUAACAACAACUACCUCUUCGGCUCCGUGCCUCUCUGGCUCGUCUCCUUUGCCAAGCUCACCAACUUAACUUCCUGGGCGGCACGUUCCCGGCCAAUAGCGCGACUUACAGAACGGCGUACUACAACUGCAUCACCACCUACACCACGUGCCCCGCCGUCUACCCCCAACCUGCCGCAGCCCAGCUACGGGUGCCAGUUCUGCGGCACCACCAACGCGUUGGGCACGGCGUGCAUGGGCAACCCGUGUGUGCCCGUCACGCCCACGCCCAUCACGGCGAUCAACAAGUGGAACCCCGUCCCCGUCAUGCGCUGCGACCCUGUGCCCGUCCAAGCACCCAAGGUAACCCUUCCACGCCAACCUUCCGCUGCUGUGGCUCCUCCGCUUCUUGGCUCCUCGGCAGGAGGCGGCGACGCUGGUGGCGAUGGCACCGGGGCUGUGCAGACGUGCACCAUAGCGGGGCAGGCCUACAUCCCCGGCACGCUGCCCCUCGCCUUCUGCAAACCCGCCGGCAUGGUCCUCGACAUCACCAUCCCCCCUGGGCUACCUUCAAAGCCGGCAGAUGCGCACAUCAUAUCGUGCGCUCACGCUUCUGCCCUCAUUUCCUAUCACACAUAG
Messenger RNA from Closterium sp. NIES-65, 1590 nucleotides. The record is from the annotation of a GenBank genome assembly. NCBI's taxonomy places the organism in Eukaryota, Viridiplantae, Streptophyta, Zygnematophyceae, Desmidiales, Closteriaceae.